UUUUUUUUUUUUUAAUUCCGGCGUCAAGCAUUUAUUGAGUUGAAAGUAGAUCUAUAUAUUCUGGUGGGUAUUAAAGCAAUGAGCGCCAUUCCAACACCACUUAUCUCUAGUUGUUGACUUCUCUGCGCCACCAUGACAGCAGGUAGCAACACCACUACCAGACCGAAAUCCAAGUGCCUGCUUUUCACCACCAUUGCUUCUCUCCUGCUUUUGCCUCUCCUCGCAAUCAUCCCCUUCUUUGCCCUCCGUCAUAAAAUUUCGCAUCCCUAUUCUCCAAAAUCAUUUUCACGCCUACUAGUACAGGUUGCUGACAUCCAGUUAGCCUGCCAAGCCACACGACACCCAGAAACCUGUCAAACUUCUCUUUCUCAGUCCAAUCUUCUCCCUCCCAACCCAACCCCACUUCAAAUUAUCCAAUCUGCAUUAUGGGUCUCCUCCCAAAACCUCACAAUUGCACAAUCAAUGGUGAAAUCCCUCCUAGGAGGCGCCACCGGUAACCAAGACCUCACUAGCGUCGCUAAAUUUUGUUUGGAUCUUCUGGGUUUUUCCCAGUACCGCAUUUCAGCGACGAAUGAUACAUUGCCACUUGGUAAGACCAAAACUCUUCGUGCUUGGAUGAGUGCGGCCUUGGCUUACCAGUCCGAUUGUUAUGGAGGACUGAGUUUCCAAGGGGGGAACUCGCAGGAAGUCAAUGAAACGAAAGCGUUUCUUGAAGAUUUGAUUGGACUCAGUAGCAACGCUUUAAGCAUGAUCGUCUCCUACGAUUUGUAUGGCAACGAUACCCGGUUAUGGCGACCGCCAAAAACUGAACGGGAUGGGUUCUGGGAGGAGCCAAAGGUGGGCAGUGAAAUGGGGUUGAGCGUUAAGUUUCCGCCAAAUCUGAAAUCAGACGUCACGGUGUGUAAGAACAGCAGCAGAGGAUGUUACAAAACGGUACAGGAAGCCGUAAAUGAAGCUCCCAGUAAUGCGGUGGAGCGUAAAUUUGUGAUACAUAUAAAGAAGGGAGUUUACGAGGAGAUCGUCAGGGUUCCGUCUGAGAAGAAAAACGUAGUGUUUAUAGGGGAUGGAAUGGGGAAAACGAUCAUUACUGGAUCACUGAGCGUUGGCCAGCCUGGUGUCACUACGUAUGAGUCUGCUACUGUUGGUGUUAUUGGUGAUGGGUUCAUGGCUAGUGGCAUCACAUUCCAAAACGCAGCAGGACCUCCCACUCGCCAAGCAGUAGCCUUUAGAUCAGAAAGUGAUCAAUCAUACAUCGAGAACUGUGAAUUCCUUGGCAAUCAAGACACUUUAUAUGCUCAUUCCCUUCGCCAAUUCUAUAAAUCAUGUCGCAUUCAGGGAAACGUGGAUUUCAUUUUUGGAAACUCAGCUGCAUUUUUCCAGGAUUGCGAAAUCUUAAUCAGUCCCAGGCAAGAAAAUCCAGAAAAAGGUGAAACAAAUGUAGUCACAGCACAAGGCAGGACAGAUCCUGCACAAUCAACAGGUUUUGUGUUCCUAAAUUGUUCGAUCAAUGGCACAGCAGAAUACAUGGCUUUAUACGAAAAGAAUCCUGAAGUUCACAGGAGUUACUUGGGAAGGCCAUGGAAGGAAUACUCAAGAGUUGUGUACAUAGAUAGUAAGUUUGAAGCUGUCAUUACAGCAGAUGGAUGGUUGCCUUGGAGUGGUGAUUUCGCACUUGAUACACUGUACUAUGGAGAAUACAAGAAUUCUGGACCAGGUUCAAAUUUGUCUGAGAGAGUAUCUUGGAGUAAUCAGAUUCCAGAAGAGCACAUAAAUACAUAUUCGAUACAGAAUUUCAUUCAAGGAGAAGAGUGGUUGCCCAGUUUAUGAUAAGCUUUUAUACUAAAAUAUAUACUUUUAUAUUCCUCAUUACAUUGUCUACAGAAUCAGUAAAGUCAGUGGGAAUUAAUUCCGUAUUAAUAAUAAAAUUAUCUAAUUUUAUAUUUAAAA
This is a messenger RNA of Manihot esculenta (cassava), 1947 nucleotides long. Its product is annotated as probable pectinesterase/pectinesterase inhibitor 51. Bases 133 to 1827 code for a protein of 564 amino acids. NCBI's taxonomy places the organism in Eukaryota, Viridiplantae, Streptophyta, Magnoliopsida, Malpighiales, Euphorbiaceae. Gene Ontology annotation, biological process: cell wall modification. The transcript has 2 exons. The record is from RefSeq and is a predicted model, not a curated record. Gene Ontology annotation, molecular function: pectinesterase activity; pectinesterase inhibitor activity.